This is a messenger RNA of Rotaria sp. Silwood1, 330 nucleotides long. The record is from the annotation of a GenBank genome assembly. NCBI's taxonomy places the organism in Eukaryota, Metazoa, Rotifera, Eurotatoria, Philodinida, Philodinidae.
AUGGCUGACGCUCGAUUUUGUUAUAAGUCAGUAACGGAUAAAGAUUUGGAAUUGUUCAACAAGUAUAAGAAUUCUAUUGAUAGCAAAAUUCGAAAAAAACAUCCAUCAGUUCCAGCUAAUUUUGAGCUGAAACCAGUGCUUGUUCGUCAUAUCGCAGCCUGUGGCACGAUUCAUGAUUUCAAAAUCGCUCUACCCGAUAACAAAUUCGUCAAAAUUUCCUUUCUUACAGGUGCAAUGCAGAUGUACCCGCCAGGUGAAAAGCCACCCGAACACCCACCAGAACCCAAAAUCAAUGUUGAUGAUACAUUAACAUCAACAGCUGAUGAAUAA